AGAAGGAAUGUAUGGAUCACAUGCCACAUUUUGGGGAGUGUGAUCGCUCCGUCCAGGAGAAACCGUUGCUCCAGGAAGGCUCUGCGUAGUGUCUCGUGUUCCAGAGUGAAUGGGAAAAGCAAACGUCUUCUGGGAGGAGCCGGUUGUUGCACAAGUAGCUGUUCGCAGCUGCUGUGCGGAGCACAACCCCAAACUGAAGAACGCGCCUUUGUAGACACUGCAGGCUGUCGUGUCACGGCCUGACCAGGAGACCCGGUUUUGCUAAGAGAUGACUGGGAAUGACAGGCGAAGCAACGAGGCAUUCGGCCACCUGUGGAAGAUCCUGACCAGACUCAACGCAAAAAGCAAAAACCAGAAUACACCACCUCUGAGCGUAAAGAGAAAGUUGAAGAAGUUUCUGCUGCAGUGAAGUUGCCAGCCAAGGCAACACGCCGGAAGGCUUCAGGCAGAAAUGCUGCUCCAGUCACGGAGUCUGCAAAAAAGACUCAGUCCACUUCUUUUGACCUUUCAUCUGAAAGACCGACAGGUUCUGCAAUAGAAACAGAAAUGCUACAAAUUGAUAAAAUGCCUUGUGGAACCAAUACUUGCCUGAGUAAGGAAACACUAUCCCUUUCUCACAAGACAAUUCCAUGUCUGAGCACGAGCAGGAACACCAAAUGCCACAUCAAACCUGCUCCAGAUGGCAUCUUAACACUGAGGCCACCUAUUAAGGAGCGCAGUGUGCCAGAAUCCACGACUUCAGAAGUUGGCAAAAUGGGGAGGCUGUUCUGUACUGCUGAAGAGGAUGUUAAGCGAGGAGAAAAGGAGAAAUACAAACAGCUCUUGGAACUGGUAAAGGAAAAAUAUCCCAGAAGCCGCCCUAAUCCACAGCCGACAAGCUUCUACAAUGUUCAGGCCUACUCCAAGGAACCGAUGAUGACUGUGAGUCCCCUGGGAGAACAAAAAUACGGAGAUGUCUAUCCAUGUAUGACACUAAAAACUGGUAUCAGAUGUGUGGAUGUCUGCAGCCCACCGUGGUCUCAGAGAGGUGAUAUGAUCAGGUACUACACACCAGCAGAAACCUCUCAUGAACAGGGAAGGCCAGUGAAGCAAGCUGCUGCAGGGAGACAGUAUGGAGCUGAAAUCCCAGAAGGGAUGUCAUUCCAAUUACAUCUGGCACCUGUUGUACCAAGAAAGUCUUCUGCCCCUGGUGUGGAAGAAAAGAAAUCCCCAAGCUCAGAAAAAACAGUAGAACACUUUUCUCCACUCACAGAGGCCAUGGAGAAGGAGGUCGUUGCCGCAUUUGGCGAAGGUGAGCCAGAUGAGAUCAUGAGCAGUGCCUUCAAACUAAAGGUCACUCGUGAGGACAUCCAAACACUACAGAACCUUCGCUGGCUAAACGAUGAGGUCAUUAAUUUCUACAUGAGUCUUCUGAUGGAAAGAAAUAAGAAGGAAGGAUAUCCAGCAGUCCAUGCCUUUAGUACUUUCUUUUAUCCCAAACUCAUUUCUGGGGGCUACAGAGCAGUACGAAGAUGGACCAGAAGUGUGGAUCUCUUCAAGCAGGACCUCAUCUUAGUGCCUAUUCACUUGAGAGUGCACUGGGCGCUAGCGGUCAUCGAUGUCAGAAAGAAGACUAUCAAAUACUUUGACUCAAUGGGACAAAAAGGGCAGAAGAUUUGUGAAACUCUGUUCCGAUACCUGCAAGAAGAAAGUCAGGAAAAAAGAAAUGUGGAGCUGGCUAUUUCGGAGUGGACUCUUCACAGCAUGGAGCCGCAUGAAAUCCCUCAGCAAACAAAUGGAAGCGACUGCGGAGUUUUUAUGUGCAAAUAUGCAGAUCAUAUCUCCAGAGACAAACCAUUAACCUUUACACAGAAUGACAUGCCUUACUUCCGCAAGAAGAUGGUGUGGGAAAUAAUUCAUCAGCAGCUGCUGUGAGACAUGCACUACUAGAGUAACACUGUGAUCACCUUCGGGUGACUAACUCUUAUUUUAGUUACUUUUCUAAUACUUUAUUUGAAAAGGCAGCAGGCACACAAAUUUUCCUCUUUAGGCUAUGAAGUAGCGGUUAAGUUUUCUUUCCCAUCCCCCCCCCCCGAGUUUGGAGACAGUAACUCUCUUUGAAAUUAGCUAACGCACCUUAAGUGCAAGCCAGAAAGAUUGCUGCAAUCUCACUGAGGGAAUGUGUGAAAACAAAUGCUGUGAACCUCCAUCGCUGAGUCGGAUGCUCGUACCUCGCAGCGCACUUGGCCACCUUACAGGCAAAUGGGACACUCAUCAGUGGUGGUGGCUGUAACACUUGUGUUACCUGAACUUAUCUUCCCAAGGACAACAUGCUCAGCUGCUGUUUCCUCAAGGAGAGUUUUCUGUUUCUGGAAUACCUACAACCUACUUGAUUCCUAAAACUGGAUUUGU
Molecule: messenger RNA, 2391 nt
Organism: Egretta garzetta (little egret)
Lineage: Eukaryota; Metazoa; Chordata; Aves; Pelecaniformes; Ardeidae
Gene: SENP2
Product: SUMO specific peptidase 2
Exons: 17
Coding region: 547-1914 (455 amino acids)
Biological process (GO): protein desumoylation
Cellular component (GO): nucleus
Molecular function (GO): deSUMOylase activity
Source: RefSeq, a predicted model, not a curated record